GCCCAGCUUGGAAGGGGGCGUGGCGAGUGCUGACGCCACGGGCGGGCCACUGUGAAGGAGGGGCGGGGUUAAGAGCCAAAGCCACGCCCCCGCUCGGUCCCGAGGAGGCCACGUGACGCCCUCUCGCCCCCGCGUCAGCUGACCUCUCAGCCGAAGCUGUGGUGGCAGCAGCGGCGGCGGCGCGAUGGACUUCUUAUUGGGCAACCCUUUCAGCAGUCCUGUGGGGCAGCGCAUCGAGAAAGCUACCGAUGGCGCCCUGCAGAGUGAAGACUGGGCUCUCAACAUGGAGAUCUGUGACAUCAUUAAUGAGACAGAAGAAGGGCCAAAAGAUGCCUUCCGAGCCAUAAAGAAAAGGAUUUCGGGGAACAAGAACUUCCAUGAGGUGAUGCUGGCUUUAACAGUUCUUGAAACAUGUGUCAAAAACUGUGGCCACCGCUUCCAUGUUCUGGUCGCUACCCAGGAUUUUGUAGAGGGUGUGUUAGUGCGAAUUAUCCUCCCCAAGAACAAUCCUCCCACCAUUGUGCAUGACAAAGUGCUGACUCUUAUACAGUCUUGGGCUGAUGCCUUCCGUAGUACACCAGACCUGACAGGAGUUGUAGCUGUUUAUGAGGACCUGAGAAGAAAAGGUUUAGAGUUUCCCAUGACUGACCUGGAUAUGCUGUCCCCCAUCCAUACACCACAGAGGACUGUCUAUACCCCAGAAUCCUCGUCAGACGUGAAUUUACCAGCAGCAGAUUCUCCUCAAGUAAUAGAGUCCAUCCUGCAUCCUGUGUCCCUUCCAGGAACUCCAGGAGUUGCCCCUGAUGCCCCCAUCACACCUACACCAGAUCAGAUUGGGAAACUACGCAGUGAGCUAGAAGUAGUGAGUGGAAAUAUGAAAGUGAUGUCUGAAAUGCUAACUGAGCUCGUGCCAGGAAAAGCUGAACCCUCUGAUUUUGAGCUGCUCCAGGAACUGAACCGGACGUGUAAAGCAAUGCAGCAGCGUGUGCUGGAACUGAUUCCCCGCAUCCUCAAUGAACAGCUAACAGAGGAGCUGCUCAUUGUCAAUGACAAUCUCAACAACAUUUUUAUACGUCAUGAACGGUUUGAACGACUUCAUACCGGACAGCCAGCAAAAGAAAACACUGCAGAAAAUGCCAGCAAUUUAAUUGACAUGGGACCUAGUGCUACAACAGCAGAAAAAGAGCCAGAAGCCACCAACACACUCUCAUCUCAGCUUGCAGGAAUGAAUCUGGGUUCUGGUAGUGUCAGUGCUGGUCUGCAGACUCUUAACAAUGCUGGCAAAUUAGAGGAAGAAUUUGACAUGUUUGCACUAACUCGUGGCAGCUCCUUAGCUGAGCAGCGCAAAGAAGUGAAGUAUGAAGACCCUCUAGCCACAAAAGGACUAGCUGGAGCCUUGGGUGCCAGGCAGCAGAAUACAGGAGCGCUGGAGCCAGGUUCAUCCACCGAUGAAGCCCCCAUUUCAAACUGGAUGAUGCGCCAAGGAAUGAUUCCUGUCUCCCAGGCUACUCACAUGGAGGAUAUUGAACAGUGGCUCUCCACUGAUGUGGGAGAUGAGGCAGUGGAUCCAAAGGGUGUCACCAGUGAAGAGUUUGACAAGUUCCUGGAAGAGCGAGCAAAAGUGGCUGACCGGCUACCCACAGUUCCCAGUCCCUCCACUGGGGUUCCUCCACCUUCCACCAGCUCUGGACCUCACCGGAAGAAGGACAAGGAAGAUGAUGCCAUGUUUGCUUUAUGAGCCCUAUUGAGGACUGGUGUGCUGUGGUUGCAAGAGGACCUGUGUGCUGCACUACACUCCCCCUUCUUCGGUGGGAGCAGGAGAACCAGGAGGGGAGUGGAUAGGAGAAGGGACCCUUCCCUUCUUUCUUACUUCCUGCCUCCUUUUCUAGGCUGCUUUGGGGUUAGAUUAAUCAUUACUGCAUUGGGGGGGACAUGAGAGAAAUGAGUCCUGGGAAGGGGUUGCAAAGCUGCCAAAUGUGUUGCCAGAUGAGUUGAUGAAUUUGGUGUUUCUCUUGUGUGGUUUAAGCAAACCAAAUGUGUUCUCCAUUAUUCCAUUUUUCCUUUCCCAAUGAAAAGACUGUAAAAGCCAUGUUGAAAAUUGGGAGUGGGAUUUGUAGUUUCUUACCAGUCUCACAAGUGACUGCACUUGAAUUUUAAACACUGUGUGUCCUCCUUACCGCAGACAGGAAUCUGGAUAGUUUACAGUGGCAAGAGGGUGCUCUUGGAAGUGGGGCAGCAGCAUCCAUCUGGCCACUCUUACAUCUCUUCCUUGUUGUGUAAGCACUCCUUUGAAACUCCUGCCUGUUGGCCAUGCAAGUAGACAGUUCAGGUACCAGUCUUCUGGAGCAUUGAGGAAAGGGGUGUUAAGCAGAACUUAAUCUUUCCAAGGCUGGCUUCUUCCUAUUCUUCAGAGCUGAAAUAUCCCAAAGACAAGAUUCUCUCUUUGAAAACAAUUCAUAGCUUUCAUUGAUCAUGACUUCUCUGUCCUCACCAUAGUCUUUGCCCUUAAUGUUCUUUCUGGUCAUUUCUCCUUUACCAUGGGGGCUGAAUUCUUUGUUGUAUUAUCAUCAAAGAAUACCUGUGGAAGUGGCAUUUCCUGUGUUAAAGAUUAGCAGGCGCGGAAAUGGUUGGAGUGAAGUGAUUAAUUAUGCCAUGUAACUGGAAGACCUGCCUUUUAUAUUCCAUAUUAAAAACAACAACAAAAAAUCUUUGACUUCAAAA
This is a messenger RNA of Anolis carolinensis (green anole), 2721 nucleotides long. It is a transcript of the gene tom1, whose product is annotated as target of myb1 membrane trafficking protein. Gene Ontology annotation, biological process: signal transduction. Gene Ontology annotation, molecular function: clathrin binding; phosphatidylinositol binding; ubiquitin binding. Bases 185 to 1738 code for a protein of 517 amino acids. Gene Ontology annotation, cellular component: membrane; endosome. NCBI's taxonomy places the organism in Eukaryota, Metazoa, Chordata, Lepidosauria, Squamata, Anolidae. The record is from RefSeq and is a predicted model, not a curated record. The transcript is spliced from 16 exons.